This is a messenger RNA of Exophiala viscosa, 1473 nucleotides long. Its product is annotated as S-adenosyl-L-methionine-dependent methyltransferase. The record is from RefSeq and is a predicted model, not a curated record. Gene Ontology annotation, molecular function: mRNA 5'-cap (guanine-N7-)-methyltransferase activity. NCBI's taxonomy places the organism in Eukaryota, Fungi, Ascomycota, Eurotiomycetes, Chaetothyriales, Herpotrichiellaceae. Gene Ontology annotation, cellular component: nucleus. The coding region runs from base 437 to 1213 and encodes 258 amino acids. Gene Ontology annotation, biological process: 7-methylguanosine mRNA capping. The transcript has a single exon.
CACACCUCACAGGGCCACUGCAGCGGUGUAUCAACCCCUAAACAGAUUGCAUGUGGGAUUUGUUAGCUUACACCUCAAAGACCUCUCGUACACUAAACUCAUGGAGACCUGAGUUGUUUGACAGGUUGACACACACUGUGGCAUCGGCUUUCCAGGUACCAUCUCGGCAGUGUGCCACAUGAGACAGCUGUGCCGCAAGCGUGCAACAUGAUAUCAAAUCUGCAACUACAAGGAUUCUUUCCACGUGCAACGCUCCCACAUACCACGCAUAGUAGCGUGAGCUUGAACCAUUGAUCUGGCCACUGACCCGUCAGUUCAUCGAGGCUCCCGGACUUCCCUGUAACAAGGAUCUGGAUUCUUGCUGACUCAAUCAAACCACCUUCAUACUUUCGUGCCAAAAAACGCAAAGACAAACGAUCACGUAAACCACCCCAAAAUGGCCACAGAUAAGCAAAUGUACGACGAUGUCGCCGGCGACUACGACAUCAUCUGGGCGACCCCCGCCGUCAAAAUCUUAUGGACACUGCUGGACAACGAGCUCCCAAAGCUCGGCAACUGGAAAGGCGCCCGUGUUCUCGACCUAGCAUGCGGCACCGGCAUUGGUCUCCGUGAGGCUCGCAAGUUCGGCGCCACAGGGCUUGUCGGCAUCGACAUCUCGAAAGAGAUGGUCGAAGUGUGCAAAGCCACGACCAAGGACGUGGACCAAUUCACUCUGCACGUAGCCGACUGCUCUCAACCCCUGGACCACCUCGAGGGUCUGGAGGCUGGGUCUUUUGACCUGGUCAUUGGCAUGUGGCUGCUCAACUACGCCGAAUCCGCAGAGCAACUACAAGGCUUUUGGGAUAACAUUGCCAAGUACCUCAAACCUACCGGCACCUUUUUGGGUAUCAUCCAGAACCAGGAGACAUUUCAGCCGGUGUCCAUGAAGACGCUCAAGUAUGGCGCCAUGGAGUCCAAUGUGACACCUCUCCCGUCCGGUGACGGCGUCAAGAUGCACGUCGAAUUUGAGACGACACCGAAAGUCGAGUUCGAUACUUACGUGCUCAAGAAGGAGAUCUUUGAGGCCACGGGGGCGAAAGCAGGACUGGAGAUUGUCAAGUAUGUCAGGCCGGACAAGUCAGUGCUCUCGGAAGAAGAGCAAAAGAACUACGGCUGGUGGGAGGAGUUGCUCGUCGAGUACCCCAACCAGCUCAUCAUUGCGAAGAAAGCAUAAGUUUGAGAUUGUGUCAAAUGCCAUAGGUCGUUAGACCGGAUAUGUUUAUAGCAAAACUGAGUUCCUGGCGACAUAGCCUAUGCUUGAGGAUCUCUACAAUUGUAUCAGGCGCCGGCAAUCACUGAUCUGCACAGUAAGUAUACCGGCCCCAGAGUCAAUAUUGCUGCAGCCUCCAAGGCCUAGGCUUGUUCGAACAGACUUUCUGGGCCAAUUUACCCACUGAACAACCUUCAGUGGUAUGUCCCCAGAUUUUCACGUAA